UAUGGGCAGUAGAACUCUGAUCCCGUGGUCCGAUCUUCCGAAAGAUCUUGUCGAGAGGAUCGGCAGUUUCCUCGACGGUACACAUAUUGACGUCCUUCGCCUUCGUGCAGUCUGCACAACAUGGCGUUCAUCAAUUCCUCCUUUCAAAACUCUCUUCCUUUACCUCUCAAAUUGCAAUUCCCCAUCAUGCCCCUCGACACGGGCCGUUAUGGAUGCAACCCUGACUUUUAUCUAAUCGAAAGCACGGUUUAUCUUUUCCAACCCCUUCAUGAUGGCACUUCCAUUAAUAAUAAUAAUCCUUCGUCUUCCAGAGGCUGGUUGGUGAAGUUUAUUCAAACAGUUGAUGGCAAAUUGACGCUUGUGAAUCCACUAAACAACAAAACAAUCCAGGUUUUGCAAGAGGAUGUGCCUAAUAAUGUAUUGAAUUUACUAGACUUACACGUUUCUCAAGUUUGCAAAUCUUAUCAUGUCCAAUACUUCAAUAAGGAUCAUGAUCUGGGGCGUCAUCCUGCUAGUAAAAUUUUGCUAAAUUCUACCAAUGACCGUGCCUGGAGUAGUACUGGGACCAAUAAUUAUUUUUCUCUAAUGGCUAUUCACAUUAGGGGUCAUUUAUGUUACAUUAAGUCGGGGGACGAGAAGUGGACUAAGUUAAAAGAUCGCAGUUGUAAGAUUGUCGAUAUCAUUGUGUAUAAGGGAAAUUUUUAUGCUGUUGAUCGUUAUGGGGAGACCAUAAAGUUUGAUUCCUUGCUUAAUGAGACCAAGGUAGCUUCCAUGUUACACAAUAUUGGGGGUAGGAAGAAACGACUUGUGGAAUCAAGUGGCCAAUUGUUUCUGAUUGAUAUGUUUUUAGAUGUUGAUCAUGAUAGAUAUCCCGAGUUCCGCCAUGUUAUUGGCCAUUCUGGGGGCAAAGCACUAAAAAUUAAAAUGUACCGGCUAGAUGAACAACAACAUGAGUGGACUGAAGUACAUACAUUGGGUGAUCGGAUUUUCUUCGCUGGUGAUGAUUGUUGUUUCUCUGUUUCUUCAAAAGACUUUGGUGACGGCCGAGGGAAUUGCCUUUAUUAUACAAACGGAGGUAUAAGAAUGGAGAUCUUGGGGAAGUAUGGUGACCGUGGCAGUGAUCAUUUGUUCAACGAAUCUGGUGACAAGUAUGGUGAUCAUCUUAGUCAGAAACUGGUACACAAAUAUAAAGGAUUACAUGGUCACAACACGGGUGUCUUUACCAUAGAAGAUGGUAAGCUUGGAUCAUUGUUAUCCUUCCUUGAAUAUGCAGAUAUUUUCUGGCCACCACCAUCUUGGCUCAAUCGCGAGGAUCAGGGAAUUUAAGACUAGUAAACAGGAAGUCGCUGAGUCGUGAUUAUAAUAUUUACAUGUAAGGAAGAGGCAGCAAGAUUAAUUCACGAAAAGAUGCAGAUCCUACUCUAAUUAAACUCUCUAACUUGUCUAUGUCGUUUCGCCUUAAUUUGCGUUCGAUUUCAAUUUGUUUCUUGUGUUACUACUAGCUAAUGACG
Messenger RNA from Lycium barbarum (goji berry), 1511 nucleotides. Its product is annotated as F-box protein SKIP23-like. The record is from RefSeq and is a predicted model, not a curated record. The coding region runs from base 121 to 1326 and encodes 401 amino acids. The transcript has a single exon. NCBI's taxonomy places the organism in Eukaryota, Viridiplantae, Streptophyta, Magnoliopsida, Solanales, Solanaceae.